AUGAAGUCCACUCUCGCCCUGCUCGCCGUGGCGGCCUCGUGCGCUUCUGUCCACGCCCAUGCAGGCCAUGCCCAUCAUCAACACAUGCACUUCCACGAGAAGCGCGUGCCCAACCCCACCGUCGACAUCGUCCCCGGCCCGACCGUCACCUCGUACGUCCUCAACGGCUUGCCCAUCUCUGUGCAAGAGGUUCGUGAGGGCAUCGCGAACGGCACUCUCGUCUGGGCAAACGGUGCUCCUGCCGUGGUAGCGCAACCCUCGUCAUACCCAGCCUCCACUGCAUCCCCCACUUCCGUGUGGUCGUCGUCGACGUCGUCGUGGUCCUCACCCUCCGCCGCCUGGAGUCCUCCUGCGUCACAGCAGUCUAGUGCGCCGUCCAGCGGUGGCGGUAGUGGCGUCGACACCCCCUUCCCCAGCGGUCAACUCAGCUGCGACACCUUCCCCUCCGACUACGGCGCUGUCCCGGCCCCCUGGCUCGGAUUGGGCGGUUGGACUGGCAUCCAAAACCCCGGCUCGAACAACGGUGGCUUUAGCGACAUUGAAACCCUCACCAGCGGCGGCUCGUGUGGCGAAGGCAUGUUCUGUUCCUACGCAUGUCCCCCUGGCUACCAGAAGUCCCAGUGGCCCAGCACCCAAGGCGCUACUGGCCAGUCGGUUGGUGGUAUUCAGUGUUCCAAUGGCAAGCUCGAAUUGACCAACCCCGGUCUCGCCAACACUCUGUGCAUCUCAGGCGACUCCCCCGUCAACGUACAGGUGCAGAACACCUUGGGCCAGAGCGUUGCAGUGUGUCGCACUGAUUACCCCGGCACGGAAAGCGAGACCAUCGCACUGAACUGCCCCGCUGGCGGAACCCAACCGCUCACCUGCCCCAAUGCAGCCACCUACUACACUUGGCAGGGCGCCCACACCUCUGCGCAGUACUACGUCAACCCCGCCGGUGUGUCUGUCAGCGACGCCUGCACGUGGGGCUCCUCUGCCAACCCGUGGGGCAACUGGGCUCCUCUCAACAUCGGUGUCGGAUACAGCAACGGCGCUGCCUGGCUUUCCAUCUUCCAGAACGCGCCCACCACCUCUGCCUCUCUCGACUUCAGCGUGGAGAUCCAGGGCGAGAACAUGAGCGGCACAUGUCGCUAUUCCAACGGACAGUACUGCGGUGGUGCCAACUACGAUCAAUGCAGUUCCACAACAGGCUGCACUGUGUCUGUCAGCUCGGGCACAGCAACGUUCGUCUUCUCCAGUUAG
Messenger RNA from Neohortaea acidophila, 1242 nucleotides. RefSeq lists its product as uncharacterized. The coding region runs from base 1 to 1242 and encodes 413 amino acids. Gene Ontology annotation, cellular component: cell surface; fungal-type cell wall. Gene Ontology annotation, biological process: fungal-type cell wall organization. The record is from RefSeq and is a predicted model, not a curated record. The transcript has 2 exons. Lineage: Eukaryota; Fungi; Ascomycota; Dothideomycetes; Mycosphaerellales; Teratosphaeriaceae.